AUGAUGAAAUCUAAUCAGAGCACUGUGUCUGAGUUUAUCCUCUUAGGGCUCCCCAUUCAGCCAGAGGAUCAAGCUGUGUACUUUGCCCUGUUCCUGGCCAUGUACCUGACAACUGUGCUGGGGAACCUGCUCAUCAUUCUGCUCAUCAGGCUGGACUCUUACCUCCACACCCCCAUGUACUUCUUCCUCAGCCACUUGGCCUUCACAGACAUCUCUUUCUCAUCUGUCACAGCUCCAAAGAUGCUCAUGAAUAUGCUGACACAUAGCCAAUCCAUCUCAUAUGCUGGGUGUGUUUCCCAAAUAUAUUUUUUCUUAUUGUUUGGGUGUAUUGACAACUUCCUUCUGACUUCAAUGGCCUAUGACAGGUAUGUGGCCAUCUGCCAUCCUCUGCAUUAUACCACUAUUAUGAGUCAAGGCCUCUGUGUUCUGCUAGUGAUGGUGUCCUGGGUAUUUUCCUCUACUAAUGGCCUUGUGCAUACUCUUCUCUUUGCUCAUCUCUCUCUUUUUAGAGACAACACUGUCCACCAUUUUUUCUGUGAUCUCUCUGCCUUGCUGAAGCUGUCCAUCUCAGACACUACUAUCAAUGAACUAGUCAUCCUCACUUUAGCAGUGGUGGUCAUCACUGUACCAUUCAUAUGCAUCCUGGUUUCUUAUGGCCACAUAGGGGCCACUAUCCUAAGAACUCCAUCCAUCAAGGGUAUAUGCAAAGCCUUGUCCACGUGUGGUUCUCAUCUCUGUGUAGUUUCUUUGUAUUAUGGAGCCAUUAUUGGGUUAUAUUUUUUCCCCUCCUCCAAUAAUACUAAUGAUAAAGAUGUCAUAGUGGCUGUGUUGUACACUGUGGUUACACCCAUGCUGAAUCCCUUUAUCUAUAGUCUGAGGAAUCGAGAUAUAAAUGGAGCACUGAGAAAGACACUCAGCAGGAGACUGUGUUCACACUGA
This is a messenger RNA of Mus caroli (Ryukyu mouse), 939 nucleotides long. Its product is annotated as olfactory receptor 1J21. Lineage: Eukaryota; Metazoa; Chordata; Mammalia; Rodentia; Muridae. The record is from RefSeq and is a predicted model, not a curated record. Gene Ontology annotation, biological process: G protein-coupled receptor signaling pathway. Gene Ontology annotation, molecular function: G protein-coupled receptor activity; olfactory receptor activity. Gene Ontology annotation, cellular component: membrane.